AUGCAAAAACUGUUCAAUUCUCUACUUCUCGGAUCAAAAGCUUUCAGCAUGAAAGUACUGAAAGCUACGAGUCAGAAACAUCUAAAAUUACAUCUAAAGGACAAACAUAUAACUUCUGAGAUUGCCUCAGGAAGUCUACAACAAACUGCAAGUACUGGAAGUUCAUUUCUUUCCAAAUUAGGGAUAGCCCUGGGAAUAGCUGCAGUGAUUACACUGAUAUCAGUUGGUAUGAAGCAGCCUAAUCAGGGAUCAUCUCCUGGAAUGCAGUUUCUGCGUGAUGGUUCAUCCUCUUCCACUUUAGCCGCACCUGCUGGUGCUUUUAGUUUCAAGGCUUUUGGAUACAGAAUUUUACUACCAGAAUAUGCCCCAGGGUUGCGGACUUUUCAUUAG
Molecule: messenger RNA, 390 nt
Organism: Fraxinus pennsylvanica
Lineage: Eukaryota; Viridiplantae; Streptophyta; Magnoliopsida; Lamiales; Oleaceae
Source: the annotation of a GenBank genome assembly